UUACUUCAAAAAACGGCUUCAAAAAUCGCAACGCGUUGUCAUGGCCGGCUCCCAAACCCUCUGACGAGGUCUGGCACAACGGCGCGCCUCUUGAGGGGCGUGUUGCGAAGCCAGCGACGCUUCGUCAUGGGUCCAGGUGAACCGUACACCUGCACACCGAUCCUUCCCCACUUUGCAGCCGAAGUGCAUGGCUUCUCACUGGCCGGGAAGGAUCCCCUCCCUGCCGAUGUGGUCGCAAGGAUCAAAGAUGACAUGAAGAAGUACCGCGUUCUGGUCUUCAAAGAUCAAGGUCGCCUCAGCGGGGAACGUCAGGUGCAGAUAUCCCAACAACUGGGAACAAUUGAAAGCACCUUCUACAAACAUCCAAAAAGUCCACAUCCAGACAUUUUUCGAGUUUCCAAUGAUGAAACGGAAGGAUGCGUGGGCGUGGGGCGCACCGGCUGGCACAUCGAUGGAACCUUUCAAACAAGGCCUUUCAAGUACCAGACCAUGCACUUCCACAGUGUUUGCGAAGGUGGUGAAACCUGGUUUGUUCCCUUGAAAGAAUUCUAUGAGAUGCAGGAUGAAGAGACUCGAGACCGCUGGGAUAGAUAUUGGAUGGUGACCAGAGAAGGCUUGGCCCAUCCCCUGGUCUAUCGACAUCCCGUGCGGGAGGACACCAGCAUGAUGUUUCAUUGCGGUCCGCCCUUCUGCGCGGCCUGGGCAGUGGAUGAUGAUGCGGAACGAUCCUCUGAAAGGAAAGUCUCUGGGAGGAUGAUUGCGCCACAUGUUGUGCAGGAUGAACUCACCAGACGUUUGGAUGAAGCAGUCGAUCGGAUUGGCAUCAAGAUGUCUUGGGAGGAGGGCGACUUUGCCAUCAAUGACAACCUGGGGAAUUGCUCAAAAUUGGCUCUUUGGAAUCAGUCAUUAUGCCUCCAAGGGCACGCAGAAUCCCAAGAAGAAAGCUGGACUGAGGAUACUUCACCGGACGACCAUCGCUGGGGAAGACGUCCCGGCCAAGUUUGACGGUCGAAGCUCCAAAUAUCUGGAUCUUCGCUGAGAAAAA
Molecule: messenger RNA, 1045 nt
Organism: Cladocopium goreaui
Lineage: Eukaryota; Dinophyceae; Suessiales; Symbiodiniaceae
Source: the annotation of a GenBank genome assembly